Molecule: messenger RNA, 1936 nt
Organism: Neoarius graeffei (lesser salmon catfish)
Lineage: Eukaryota; Metazoa; Chordata; Actinopteri; Siluriformes; Ariidae
Gene: pagr1
Product: PAXIP1 associated glutamate-rich protein 1
Exons: 5
Coding region: 178-981 (267 amino acids)
Source: RefSeq, a predicted model, not a curated record
CGCCGCCCUCGAUGACGCAGGCGGCGGGAGUCUGGGAGAGAAGUAAACAUUCAGUCCAUCAUUGAUCAAAAGGAACAAUGGAUCCCAAGCCGUCUGGAGUAAACACACUGUAGAGCUUCUGCACAUUAUCUAACACCAGAACACGGAAGAAUAUCUUCAUGUGAGCUUGCAGGUGUGAUGCAGGCCGUGGAGGAAGUACAGUCCUCACUCUCAGACAGAGUGGAGAUGAUGGGUGUGAGGGAGCAGGAGGACAAAUCCACAGGAGAGGACACACAAAAAGAAAGUGAAGAAGCCACUAAAACUGAGGACAUGGCUGAGGAUGAACAAGAUGAGGAGAAAGGCAAAGAGUUUAUAGAAGCAGACAAACAGAACGAGGGAACAAAGGAGUAUGAAGACAUGACCAAUGGAGGCCAGAGCCAGCAGGAUGAAGAUGACUGGGAAAUCCCGUACAGUGACGAGGAGCUGGAGGAUCCGAAAAACUGGAUGCCUCCACCUGAGGAGAUCAAGCGUUUGUAUGAGCUGCUGGCUAAAGGAGAAAUGCUGGAGCUGAAGUGGAUCCCUCUGCCUCGUAGACCUCCAACUCCACCACGCACUCCUUCUCCAGAGAGAGAUGGAGAGAACUCGGAUGAGGAUAAGCAGGAGGAGAGCGAGCGCAAGCCUCCCACACCCACGGAGUUUGAUUUUGAUGAAGAGCAAACCUCACUGACGCCAAAGAACACUUUCCUUGGAAGACGCAGAACACCAGGUUCCUCCAUUCGUUCCACGGUGAAGCGAACAGCUCAGCUUGACAAGGUCCUGUCCGACAUGAAGCGCCACCAAAAGCUCGAGGAACAGAUCCUCAGGACGGGUCGUGACCUUUUCAAAAGCGAGAAAUCCACACAGGAGCGCUCGUCUCCCAGCACUCAGAGGGAACGAGACAAGGAGAGAGAGAGACACAGCGACCCCAGUACCAUCUUCAGCCCCAGACAGAGGAGAUACUGAGUGAAUAUAGAGGAAUGGGGACAGUUUUGGUUCAUACCCUUAUUUUGGGCUAAUGAUCCAUUUCAUUUUUAAGAACAGAUGAUGACUUGUUUCUUUGUUCAUUUUGAUGUGUUUUUUACAAUCAGGUUUAAACACACUUGUGGAUUUGAGUGAUUGUGUUAAUAUGAAAUGUAUGAAAGAGACACCGGGUAAAAUAUUAUUCAGUUGAAUAAAUGUCUUAUGGUGAUGACAAUCUUUUGAUUUUUAGAGUCAACAUGUAAACACACAAAUCCUGACCCAUAGAGUGAACCAUGGACUGUUGUAGUUUUUUGUCUCGGAUCAUUUCAGCUUUCAUUUUAACAGUUGCAGCACAGCUAAGUUCAAAUCCCAGGUCAGUCUGAAAGCCACUACUGAGCCCAUAAGCUCAUCUACCUGACUUCAUGACUGGAUUGGAUUCUGCUUUGCUAUAGCAAUACACUAUGCACGAGCAGGCAAAAUUUUGGACACACGAGAUGUCAUUGUCUUUACAUAUUCAUCGAUGAUGAUGAUACUUUUUUUUUAAUCAAAAUGUAUUUUAGUAAGUAUUUUAUACUUAAAUCAAGUAGUAGUUACUGAAAAUUCAAUUGUUUCCCCCAAACCAGUGGUUUUCAUUUCGAACCUAUAGCACCUAUUUGGGGACUUAAAGUGUAUGUAAUGCCUUAUUGUAAUGCUUUAAAAUGAAUAUAUAUCAUUAGUAAUGACCAAAAUGAAUUAAUAAAGCAUGGGGGGAAAUAUUAUUCGUUAUCUUAUCAGGCACAAAAUUAUCAGUAAAUCGCGGAUUCUGGAUAAAGGCAGCCUUGCCCCAGGGCUAAUCUCGCAUGAUGUCACAUGUGGAACCCCAGUUAUCUGGGUCAUUUUGGUUCAUCUGACUCCAUGCUUGUUUACUUGCUGAAAUUGGAUAUUGUUGUUGGAAUCUUAGUAAAAUAACGAUGUGAAA